Pocillopora verrucosa is the source of this 975-nucleotide messenger RNA. The record is from RefSeq and is a predicted model, not a curated record. NCBI's taxonomy places the organism in Eukaryota, Metazoa, Cnidaria, Anthozoa, Scleractinia, Pocilloporidae.
AUGGCCCAAACUAACCUUCCAACGCGGCUUCAAGUAGGUGAGAAAACAGUAAAUAUCCAACAGCGACUUGGUAACGGCGCUUUUGGUGUCGUCUACAAAGUGAUAGAAGAAAGAACUUCCAAAGUGUACGCUAUGAAAGAUAUCCUUUGUUUGAAUAGUUCAGCCAUUCGUAACGCCAUCCGCGAAGCUUCAACACUAAACAGAAUCUCUCAUGAAAAUGUUAUUGCGAUCGUGAGUGUAGGCCAGUUUGACGAUGGUGGAGGUUUGCACAUGUUGCUUUUGACCGAGUAUUGCCCCGGCGGAAGCUUAAAUGAUCGCCUUGCUCGACCAAGCAGCGACCGACAAAAUCUGAAGUGGAUGAUUCAAACCGCCGAUGCUGUUGCCCACCUUCACUCGUGCAACGUAGUCCACCGCGAUCUGAAGGCAGAUAAUGUGCUCUUGACUGCAUCAGAAGAUGUCAAAUUGGGCGACUUUGGCCUUGCUCGUGAGUAUAUCGCACUAAAACGAGCUGACGUGCAACUGUAUGACGGCUCGUGGCUGACUACUUACACGAAAUACUUCAUGCAAUCGGGAAUAGGUCCAAUCCACUGGGUGGCUCCAGAAUUUUUCCGCGGCCAUUACACAGAAAAGGCCGACGAUUUCUCUCUCGGAACGCUCCUCUUUGCAAUACUCGAGCGGGAUUACAUCGCGAUCGGCGGGAAAGCCAUUUAUGGGGCCUUCGUAAAUAUUCGUGGUGCAGGAAAGAUUGGCGUCGGCUAUGCGAUGGAGAAUUUUGAUAGGAAUAUACGAAUUCAAUUCUCAAGUCACGCUCAAGGAUCAAACGCUCUACAAAGAAACGUUCUUGAGUUGCUAAAAUACAACCCGCGUGAUCGGCAGAGCGCUCGAGAGAUCUGCAACUCUCUGAGGGUUAUUCAAGAGUGUAUAAGACCUGGAGAGCCUUCGACUGAUUCGACUAACGCUGGCUCGUGCUGCUAA